Molecule: messenger RNA, 982 nt
Organism: Asterias rubens (European starfish)
Lineage: Eukaryota; Metazoa; Echinodermata; Asteroidea; Forcipulatida; Asteriidae
Exons: 3
Coding region: 80-652 (190 amino acids)
Source: RefSeq, a predicted model, not a curated record
UACACUAGGGUGAAAACCGAUCCGUAAAAGAACGCAACUCUUGCUUUAACCAGUCGUUGCCUUUGGCAAGGAUAGCAACAUGACGCACUCCCAACUUGUCGCCCUUCUCCUGUUAAUAGCCGGUAGCUACUCUGUUCAAGCUUGUUCAGUACCCAACUGGGAGGAGAUGACAGUGGCACAGCAGACACAAGAGGCGAACAUUGCUGUCUAUGGUUAUGUAACCGCACAUUACCCGAUGCUUGACGAACCAGCUGAUACCGCGGCAUACACCGCAACUAUGGACGUAAUCUGCGUCUUUAAAGGUGGAGAUCUGCCUCCAAUAAUCAACAUCACAGAAGCAGGACAGUUAACGUCUUGCCAUCACACGGAGUUACCUCUCGACCAAGAGUUCUUCGUCCUCCUGAAGAUGGAUCAGAACGGUGUCUUCACACCCGACGAAGUGAAUUAUCUAUCGGUUGCGUUCGAGGCCAAUAAUUGGAACUUCAAGCAAGUUGUCGAUGGAGUUGGUGGAGAUAUUGAUACGGAGUGCCCGCAGUGGGAGGGUGGUCGCAGGGGAGCGGCGGGAACUUUGCAUUUUAACGGUUAUUUAAAAAUUCUCAUGCCAAUCGUAGUCUGGUACUCCACUCGGAGCCUUAAGAGCGUCGAUAAUUAGACAUUAAAGUGCACUAAUAUUAAUUUCAUUUACACAUUUAUUUUUAUUGCUGCCCGUACGGUUACACAUGUUAACAAAGUUCACAAUGAUUUAGACACUUAAAGAUAUUUUUAAAGAAGCUGAAAUUACGACAACAAUUAGGUUAAGGCAGAGGCUUUUUUUAACCUAUUGACAGACAAACAACAGAAAGUACUAUACAGAAGACAGAAAACGGAUACACAAGACAGACUAGACUUCCCGAUAAAGGGAAGGUUAUAGUCACCUGGAAAUAGAAUUUUUUCUUUUUCACAAACAUUAGAGUAUAAUUAUGUUCCUGAACAAUAAAAUAAU